Molecule: messenger RNA, 1113 nt
Organism: Oncorhynchus keta (chum salmon)
Lineage: Eukaryota; Metazoa; Chordata; Actinopteri; Salmoniformes; Salmonidae
Product: E3 ubiquitin-protein ligase RNF12-B-like
Exons: 4
Coding region: 1-1113 (370 amino acids)
Source: RefSeq, a predicted model, not a curated record
AUGGAGAUAACGGAGGUCCUACGGAGACCUAGUGAGCCCCCCUCAGUUCUAGGGGAACACAUUGGAGACCCCUCUGACAGGACAGUGAAUCAGGAGUCCUGUGGCACCAGGGCGGAGGAGGGGUCAGGACACUCAGACAGUCAACCUGCUACAGACCAAGCCCUCAACCUCGACCCCUCUGUAACCAUCGACCACUCCGUGACCCUAACCCUGACCCUCGACCCCUCUGUGACGUGGUCAGACUGUGGAGAUGGAGAUGAUGUCACUGCUGUAGUGGUGUCCACAUAUACAGGGGAUGUCCCACCGAACAGUCCAGUGUCACCUGAGAACAUACCUGAGAACCUACUUGAGACCCUACCCGAGAACCUACCAGAGAACGCACCUGAGAUCCUACCUGAGAUUCUACCUGAGAACCUACCUGAAAACCUACCUGAGAACCUACCAGAGAACGCACCUGCGAACCUACCUGAGAUUCUACCUGAGAACCCGCCUGAGAUCCCACCUGAGAUCCAACCUGAGGACAUACCUGAAAACCUACCUGAGAUUCUAUCUGGGAACCUGCAUGAGAUCCUACCUGAGAAUCUACUUGAGAACCGAAGCGAUGCUGUCUGUUCUGCAAGUAACCUUACUGUCCCUGUUGAAGACUGUCAGAGUGUGAGUAGUUUCAGCACUACUCUCCACAAAGACUCAGACAGCGACACUGAGAGCAUAAUCAGCACAGGAGAGGACAGUGUUUUCCACAAGGGAGAGAGCAGCUACCACUUCCUGGGCUUUCCCAGACAAUUUACAUUGCAACAGGAGCAGCCACACCUCGAGUGGCCAAUGCAGCACAGGGGCCACACGCUCAAACGCAGAGAAAUAGGAAACAGCUUCCCGGAGGGAGCUAGCUCAGAGCAGCAGGGUCCGGUCACACCUCAAUCACCAAUCACAGAGCUCAGAGCAGCAGGGUCCGGUCACACCUCAAUCACCAAUCACAGAGCUCAGAGCAGCAGGGUCCGGUCACACCUCAAUCACCAAUCACAGAGCUCAGAGCAGCAGGGUCCGGUCACACCUCAAUCACCAAUCACAGAGCUCAGAGCAGCAGGGUCCGGUGGGCUUAAUGAUCCCGGAUGA